This is a messenger RNA of Populus trichocarpa (black cottonwood), 3072 nucleotides long. RefSeq lists its product as uncharacterized. The coding region runs from base 219 to 3026 and encodes 935 amino acids. NCBI's taxonomy places the organism in Eukaryota, Viridiplantae, Streptophyta, Magnoliopsida, Malpighiales, Salicaceae. The transcript has 9 exons. Gene Ontology annotation, molecular function: actin filament binding; cytoskeletal adaptor activity. The record is from RefSeq and is a predicted model, not a curated record. Gene Ontology annotation, biological process: actin crosslink formation. Gene Ontology annotation, cellular component: actin filament.
ACGUACGUAAAGUAAAGACACCUAAAUAUUCAACGAAGAAAAAGAAAAGCAAAGCGGCACAAGGACACAAAAAGUUGCAGAAUCCUCGGUCCGUCUUUUCCUGCACUGCACUCGACGGACAAUCCUAAAAACAUUAAAUCAUGACUGUGUAAUAACUCAAAUUCACUGACUGACCUACCACCAUUUUGGCGGGAACUGGGUUACUGCCGCCGUCAAGCAUGGUGGUUGUGGUGGUCUCCGGUCAUGAUGGAGGUGAUGAAUCUCCUCAAGUUUUGCGAGCUGGUUCAGCCGCAAGUUUUGGUUGUGCUGGUGGUGGUGAAAGUUCUUCUUGGCCUUCUGCUUCUUCUUCUUCUUCUUCUUCUGAAUCCAGCUUUCGUGAACUUGAUGAUGUCUUCUUGCAGACUCAAGCAAGAAUAUGGCUUGGAGAAGUUCUUCAGACAAGAUCAGAUGAGCAGCUUCCUAUUGCUGAUUUAAUCGCUGAUGGGGAAUUGCUAUUUGAAACGUCAAGAGUGAUAUGGAGAAUGUUAUCGACGAAGCAUAUGGAACUAAGAUAUGUAAAAGCAUAUAAAUAUGAGCCUUUUGCUUCUAGGAGGAGUUGUGGGAGCAGGUAUCUGCCUUAUUCUAAUGUGGAUUCAUUUUUGAAGAUCUGCAAAAUCUUGGGAAUGGCAGGCAUAGAUCUCUUUUCCCCAUCAGAUGUUGUCGAAAAAAGAGAUACAAGAAAAGUUUGUAUGUGUAUACGUUCUCUUUCAAAGAAAGCAAGGUCUUCGCAUUUAAAUGUUCCUGAUUUUGAUAUUGUCACUUAUACCGUAACUAUGCCAACGGAUAUGGUUGGAAAUAUUCGAAGAAACCUGGAACUUUCACAUCAUAGCUUCUCCAGCUCUGCUAGCAAGACUCCACACCACGAACCAAGACAAAGAUCCAGACAGAAACAUUCAAAUGCAACUUCUGAAGGAAAUGGUGAUUCAUAUUUUGAAGAGUACGCUGAAGUGGAAAGUGUUUUUAUGCUUGAAUCUGGUAGCUCAGUUAGCAGUUGUUCUAAUGAUAUUUCAUCUCAGAUGAACUCUGAUUCAAUGAACUCUCUGGGAGCAUCCUUGUCAGUCAAAGGUCAUUCCCCUGGACAAUGCUCAUUAGAACUAGAAGAUCAAAACCAACAUAGAGAUGAAUGCAGUAAACGUCAAUGGCAUGAAGACCAUUUAAAUGAAUCAACAAGAUCUAUUUGCUCGCAACAUUUGGAGAAUGAUCAUCAUUUGGAUGGCGGGUUAUCUACCUCUGUUGUUGAGUCCAAUAUGUAUUUAGGUAGUAGGUCUUCUUAUACAGAAAUUGGAGCCAAACAUAGCUGUGAAAAUAGUGGAAUGGACCUUAUUCAUUUCGAUCUUAGUUUAGAAGAUGAUGCCUCAGUAGUGGGGGAUUCUGAGGAUUGUAGCACACCUAGAGGAAACCGCAAUGAUGAUGUGGAAGUGUCUUCUACUUCCAGCAUGAGCUCUGUAUCGGGCCCUGUGCAGAAGUUGAAUUUUGAGGACCAAUUAGAUGAGGAAGAUGAUUUUAAAACCGUCUGGUUUCCUGAAUCAUCAAAUAGCAUGGUGACUUUUUUGAUCAAGAAGUCUGUAGAUAGGUCUGAAUCUCAGGAAAAGGUCAUUUACAACACACCAGUGGGUAGUUUAAUAACUGACUGUGAAGAAGAAUCUCCUUUUGACAUGAAAGUCAUGGAUAUUGGCUUCUCUUCCAAGCUUUCUGUACCUUGUACACAAAUCGAACAUUCAGACCAUGCUUUUUUGCACAAGAGUGGCAGUUGCAUGUCUCAAGCAAAUACAGAUCUUGGAUAUGGUGAAGACAGGGAGUUAUUUGCUGAUUGGUCCUCCUUUUCACACGAGUUUAAUCAAUGGGAUCAGAAAGGUAAACAUAGAUUUGCUGUAGUACCAACUAGAGCUUCAUCCCUGUCUCUUUCACAAGUAGAUUCACCAGAGGAAAAUCUUCCUUCUGUUCGAAGCAAAGCUAGAGGGGAUGCCUUGUGGCCUGAGAACACAAAUAUCAAGGGCAUCGUUGGAGAUAAUGACACAGAGGGACAUAAUGCUACCAUGGUUGAAUCAGACCUUGAAAAUGGCAAACUUCCAAAUAAAUGUUUACAAACCACUUGUUUUAAUAGCAUAAAAAACAAAACACACAAGGAAUCAGAUUCUCCUGACAGAAUCGCAGCAAUGGUAGAUAGUGAAAAAUGUCAUGAAUUUAAAAGCAGCGAGGAUAGUAGUGGUUUUCAGCCGCUCUGUGAUAGUUCUGUUUUUCAGAGCCAAGGUCCGCAGAUACCAGAUGAGCAUAGGUGCUCAACAACAGAAUACUCGGAAAAUGUAGGUGAAAACAGUGAUCAAGUGUCUAUAUAUGAGAAGAAGGAUAUGAUUUGUUCCACAGAAAAUAUGGAUCGGGUGCAAUCUCUGUCACAGGAUGAUCAAAACCACGAAAAGGUGCAGAUUCUGGCAAUCGAGAAUUCAAAUGUAACUGAAGGUCCAAGUGUAGAAAAGGCAGACUGCAAGCCUCCAAAGAGGCCACUCCUUAAAACUGUUGCAAAGGGAACUGCAGUUGUUGGGGUGCUGCUGUUCUUGCUUCAUUUCAGGAAAAAUGACACAGAGAAAACAGAUCAAUCGGUCAAGCAAUCUAAUCGACUUCGGAAAGCAAGUGGUCGGAACUUCUCAUCACUGAAGAGCCAAAAGGGAAGUAGAACGAACAGGAUGUAUCCAGCUGAAAAGCUUAGAUUUGGGAGAAAACGUUGGCCAGAGCUAAUGAAUGAGUUCACAAGUUCCGUUUCGGAUCGAAACCGAGGAUUAUGUAGAUGGAGCUCAAUUGGAUUGCCACUUUUUUUACUUAUACAGAGAGUUCUUAUCUCUAGGAAGAUGCCCUUCUCAGUGAAAUGGAAACAACUUAUUUUCACCAUUCGUUGCUUUGAUUUCUUCGUUACUAAGUUCUGUUCUCUUUCCAGAGUAAUGUAUUUGCACAUUCAACAUUAUUGCCCUUGUAAUAGGCUCGCCUAUUCAUAGCAUUUUUAUAAAAAAAUGAAAUUAUAACAUUAUGAUUUAACUUUCA